GUGCCGCUGGCGGGCUGAACUUUGCCGGCCUCAGGAGCGGCGUGCGGAGCUGCGGGCCGGGCACGGGGCGGGGACGGGGCCGGCAGCGGGGUCGCGGCCUGCGGGCCCGGUGCGCUGCGUUGUGUUGUGGGGGCAGAGGGGACCCGAGUGGUUUCUGAUUCCCGCGUCAGCCUCCGCAGCAAACAGAUCGUUCCUGGAAAAGAUGCUUUGUGUCAGUCUUACAGUGAGAUAACAAAACGAUUGUACCCGGUCGAAAUAGAUACUCUUAUUACUUUUUUCAAUAAAAUCGGUAUGAUUUCUGAGGACAAAAUGGUCAGUUUUGAAUAAAAAUGCUGUUGAGUAUGUAGGAUUUGAUUAUUAACAAGGCAGCAUGGAACAGUGCUGUUACUGGUUUGUGCAUGUGCUCUUCGAGUUUCAGGGUUAAAUGGUGGGGUCUGCCUGUGGGGAGAGUGUGCAAGUUUAGGACCUGAGCAUAAGGAAAUUGAAACUACUGGCACUAUUACCCACUCAGUCUCUUAAAUCUAUAUUACUGAUUAAUUAUGUGGCCUUAUUCACUUAGCUAUUGCUGAUUGCUAUUAAUAAACCCCAACACUUCAAAAAGGUAGGUUUUUCCAACUCCCUAAGUUAAUGGAAGAGGUAAGUGAGAGGUAGUGUUAAUGUUAACAUUUGUAAUAAGUUGAAGUGGUCUCAUGGUUUUGUAUUAGAGGCUUUAGUUUGCAAAAUUAAUUUUAUAAAAAUUUUACAUGUGCAACGCUCAUUCUGUUUUGUAAGAUGACUUGAUGGCAAGAUUGAGCUUGUCUAAUGUCUGCUCUGUCUCCACAGAGCUCCCUUGUGCAGCUGGACACGGUGUCUGUGCCACCUCCACAGAGCAGCUGAUCAUGCUGUGCUCUGGAGUGGCAAGAGCUCAGAAGACAUUUUCUGGCAUUUGAGUGCCCCUCCUGUUUGAUAGGGGGUGCUUCUUGCCGGAUAUCAGAGCAGGUCAGUGUGAUCGGCGGAUAAGGGGGCAGGAUGGCGGGCAAUAACCAGCUCUGCAUUCGACGCUGGACUACCAAGAACGUGGCCAAGUGGCUGAAGGAAGAAGGCUUCUGUGAAUACGUGGAUCUUUUGUGCAACAGACACAGGCUAGAUGGAAUUACCCUGCUGACACUUACCGAGUAUGACUUGCGAUCCCCUCCUCUGGAAAUCAAAAUCUUGGGGGAUAUCAAGAGGCUGAUGUUGUCCAUCCGCAAGCUGCAGAAGCAGCAUGUCGACGUCCUGGAAGAGCUGGGUUACACCAGUGAUGGCCACGCUGGCACAGUGUGCCCAGCUGGCUCACUACAGGGGGCAGAUUGGUUUUGUAAUGGUGAAGUACCUCGGGACUAUGAUGGACCAAUUACUGACUUGAAUGGUGAUCAGUAUCAAUAUGCAAAUGGAAAAAACAAACAUGCCACACGAAGACUGGACCCAGAGUACUGGAAGACAGUUUUAAGUUGUGUGUAUGUCUUCAUAGUGUUUGGCUUUACAUCAUUUGUCAUGGUGAUAGUACACGAGCGAGUGCCUGACAUGCAAACAUAUCCACCUCUGCCAGACAUAUUUCUAGAUAGCGUCCCUAGGAUACCAUGGGCUUUUGCUAUGACUGAAGUAUGUGGUGUAAUUCUUUGCUACAUUUGGCUCUUGGUUCUUCUGCUUCACAAACACAGAUCUAUACUGCUGCGCAGGCUGUGCAGCCUCAUGGGGACAGUGUUUCUAUUACGCUGCAUUACAAUGUUUGUUACCUCACUCUCGGUGCCAGGACAGCACUUGCAGUGUACUGGAAAGUUGUAUGGCAAUGUUUGGGCAAAACUCCAGCGGGCAUUUGCAAUAUGGAGUGGCUUUGGAAUGACUCUGACUGGAGUGCAUACAUGUGGAGAUUAUAUGUUCAGUGGUCACACUGUUGUCCUGACCAUGCUCAACUUCUUUGUCACAGAAUAUACACCAAGGAGCUGGAACUUCUUGCACACCUUGUCCUGGGUCCUGAAUCUCUUUGGAAUCUUCUUCAUUUUGGCUGCACAUGAACAUUAUUCUAUAGAUGUCUUCAUUGCCUUUUACAUCACAACAAGGCUCUUUUUGUAUUACCAUACAUUGGCUAAUACUAGAGCAUAUCAUCAGAGUAGGAGGGCAAGGAUAUGGUUUCCAAUGUUUUCUUUUUUUGAAUGCAAUGUUAAUGGUACUGUUCCCAAUGAAUAUUGCUGGCCCUUUUCAAAACCUACUAUACUAAAAAGAUUAAUUGGUUGAAGACUGUAUGGGUCAGUUCAGAUUUUUAUGAAGCAUUAUGGCUAAGAUCCUACAAAGCUAGCUACAAGGGGGAAGUCAAGUAACAUUUUUCACUCCAUGAUCUCCUCCUUGCCUUGUUUCUUGGAUUCUUAGCCAUAAAAUGGUCUUUCCUUACUUUACAGGGAAGUGUUUUGUUUUCUCCUUGUGAAAACAGAAAACAAUGCAGGGAUGAGUAAAGGCUAUCAGUGAAGCACGAAUAUAAACCAGAAUACUGUUACCCUUGGUAAGGUUCUGUGUGAAUGUUUAUGGAACGUUAACCUGAAAUAUGUAUUGUAUAUAACACACCCUUUACAGGUCCAGAUAAUCUUUGUUACCCGAGUGCCAGCCUUUAUAUCUACUGACAAAAAAAUUAAAACUUUAUAAAGCCUUUCUUUGAAAGCAGUCAUAAAUGUAAUUUUUAAAACAAACUCUGUAUAUUUAAAGAUUGAGGAGGUCUGUGUCAUAAUGAAGAAAACAGUAGAGUUCCAUGCUGAGAGGGUCUCUUAACUGUUAAAUUACAAGUCUUGACAGUAUAAAUUGUCUGCAUACAGGUUGCCAAAAAUGAAGGUUGGCCUUGUGGCUAUGUAGUGAUGAUAUUUUUUAAUGAGAACUUAUUUAGUCUAGUCUAUCAGUUGUCUGUAUGGUUGUUCUAGCACUUGAAAGUUUUCCCUUUUGCGUUUAAAUGAGUUACAUUAAGUGGAACAUCUACGGAAAGUAAACUUAGCUUUAGUGAGUUUAAAGCCACAAAGUAACUUUUGUGUGGUCUUAAUUGCUUUAUACCCAAACUCAUGCAUGCUUUUCAGGAGCAGUUCUUUAAUGUUGGAAAAACAGAACAGUUGUCUUCGUGUAUCUUACUGUCCUCUAAAUGGAUGGGGAAAAUGCAUGUAGUAACUCUUUCAGGGAUAGUAAUAAUAGUGAGUAUUGGCAAUAGUGCUCAUGUUGAUGUAUGUUUUAGCACUCUGGUGUCAACAAUAAGGUGAAUUUCUCUGGAGAUAUAUAUAUAUAUAUAUAUAUAUGCACAGUAUAUUUGGUUAUAUAUAUAAACACUAUAUGUUUUUCUAACAACUAUGAAAAGAGGCUAGUUCUUAAAUUAAGUUGCUCAUUUACUACCCUGAAAGAUACCAUAAAGAGUUGAGUUUUGCUUGUUGAAAAAAACCAAACAACAACCCACAACAAAGCAUCCCCCAAAAGCUCAAACCAACACUCUCAGUCCAUAAUGCAUGAGCAGGGUCACACAAGGGUUGGUGAUCUCUUAGGCAGUGGAUUGUAAAGGGACAAUACUAAAGUUGUCUGUAGAGCCUUGAAAUUAGAUUUGUGCCAAAUGAAAACUGAUAGGUACAACGUACAAAAUCAUAAAAAUGGCAUAGGCCUUUUAAUUUGAUUAUUGCAACUUCAGAUGUGCAAAUGUAGUGUAAGUCAGCUUUAGAAAGUUACACAAAAUAUUCCCAGCUUGGUACAAGUUGACUUAAUGGGCACUAUGUACUUGUGUGUGCAUAGAAAUGAAUCCACUUGGAAUUUAAAAGGUUUUGUGUUUGGGGGCUUGUAACGUACUGUAGGUUACUCCUUGCUGUAUUUUAUUCCUUUUAUUAACCUUGACUCUACUAACUUGACUACCUUACACUCUUCAUAGUAUAUUACCUUUGUAACUUAAUUUAGCUCCUAUUCCACAGAAGAAUUAUGCAUCUUGGAGUAUCUCUGCCAACUGUAAUGAGCACAUGUACACUGUACUAUUACAGAGAUUUUUAUAUUUGUAACAUUCCAAUUUUUUUAGCAUAAUUGCAGGUUUAAUACUAUAUUGUUCAAUCUACCAUAGCCUGAUGGCUUUUGCCAUCCAAAUUGGAGGAGUAUACUUACACUUAAAAAAAGGAGAAAAUAUUCUGAAAGAUUUAAAGACUUGCCAUUUGCUGCUCUUAACUUUCUGAUUUCAGAAAGGCAAUUUGAACAUUCCUCUUGAGACUUUAUAAUGAAAGAUCUCUGUUUGUUAACUUAUAUUUGCCUUUGCAAUGCACACAGUUAUGAAUGCUGUUUUUCUAAAUUCUAGGAAACAUCUGUUCUCAGGAUGUGCAGGAUUGUAAUCUGGCUUAUAUGGAGAGGUAUGCAAUUAAACUUGCAAAGCUGUUGACUCUGAAAAUGACCAUUUGAGUAGUAACUGGCAUAACUGCAUCUAAACUGAAAUACUAUUCUGCAACUUAGACAUGCAGGAGAAUUUUCAAGUACAGUCCAGUGUAACAAUGUUUACAGAAAGUAAAGCUAUCAUUUCAAUAUUUUUUUGUAGUGAAGUUCAUAUACAUUGAAACGUAAGGAUUCUUUGUUCUAAUUUAAUUUUCAAAUUCCAUUAAGUAAAUUGUAUUUUAAAUCA
Messenger RNA from Lonchura striata (white-rumped munia), 4630 nucleotides. The record is from RefSeq and is a predicted model, not a curated record. Lineage: Eukaryota; Metazoa; Chordata; Aves; Passeriformes; Estrildidae.